AUGUAUGACGACUCAUCCUGUCCUGGGUCUUGGCAUUACUUGGAUAACUCAUGCUACAGGAUCACUGAUACGACAUUUACCUGGGCAGAUGCGAGAGAUGAGUGUAGACAGCUGGGCGGUGUUCUAGGUGUACCAAGCUCUGAUCAAGAAAACGAGUUUGUACGGCAAUUGAUUCCAACUGGUGGAACAGUAUGGCUCGACUGUAACGAUAUAGACGUGGAGGGGAACUGGAAGUGCAGAGAGGGUAACGUGGAAGUUGCUUACAGAAACUGGUAUUUUUCACAACCGGAUAACCUGGACAGAGAUGAAGAUUGUGGAGUCCUGUCUAAGAAGUGGGAAAGUAUGCACCAAUGGCAUGAUUUGAGUUGCAGCAGCACAGAAAGAGCUAUUUGCAAAAUGGCUGGCAGACCAGUCCUUCACGUGUGA
Molecule: messenger RNA, 426 nt
Organism: Asterias rubens (European starfish)
Lineage: Eukaryota; Metazoa; Echinodermata; Asteroidea; Forcipulatida; Asteriidae
Product: C-type lectin domain family 4 member E-like
Exons: 1
Coding region: 1-426 (141 amino acids)
Source: RefSeq, a predicted model, not a curated record